Molecule: messenger RNA, 2254 nt
Organism: Ahaetulla prasina
Lineage: Eukaryota; Metazoa; Chordata; Lepidosauria; Squamata; Colubridae
Product: placenta-specific gene 8 protein-like
Exons: 4
Coding region: 79-420 (113 amino acids)
Biological process (GO): positive regulation of transcription by RNA polymerase II
Source: RefSeq, a predicted model, not a curated record
GCAGCCAGCGGGCAGCUCGGCAAAGGAGAAGCCAGAAGAGGAAGAAAAGAAGGAGGGAGAAAAAGAAUUUUGCCCGCCAUGAAUGUUCAGCCAAUGGUUGUUACUCAGCCACAGAUGGUAGUGACGGUCCAGCCCAACAGAAACUAUUGGCAAACGAACUUAUGUGACUGCUUUAGCGACUGUGAAGUCUGUCUCUGUGGAAUGUUUUGCUUCCCUUGUUUGGUAUGUCAAGUUGCUUCAGAUAUGAAUGAAUGUUGUUGCUGUAGCCCAACUGUGGCCAUGCGAGCGGUCUACAGGACAAAAUACAACAUCCCUGGCUCCAUCUGUGACGAUGCCUGCAUUGUGGGGUGUUUCCCCGUUUGUUCCCUCUGCCAAAUCAAGAGAGAUAUCAAUAGAAGGAAAGAAAUGGGAAUAUUCUAGAAGACUUCAUCCUAAGUGCCUUUUUUAAACGAAUGUAGAAUUCUGAGAAGAAUUAGAAUUUUAUUAGUAAGAUGCGUUAGAAUUCUGAGAAGUAGGAUGCAUUAAAGUAGUUUGUAGGAAGAACACCCUUGCUUUAUAAUUCUAAGCAUAUUCUUAACCCAGAAAUUAAAUUUUAGGAGUGAUUAAGAGCUCAAAAUCUAGUCACACAAAAACCUGCUGUUGUUGGUCCUGUCCUUGUCUUUGCCUGAUCUCCCUGUUUCAUUUAAAAUGGAAAAGAAAACAUUUUGGUUGCUGAUGUUGUUAAACAAUUAGGAUUUUUAAAAAAACAACAACAAUCCUUUUAGACCUUUGAAGAUUUAUUGGUGGAUCUAGAUUCUGCCUUUCCUGUUUUAGGGUUACCCGUGAUUUCUGUUUGCAGGGUGUAGUACUUGGAGAAAAUAAGGUAGAAUUGUAAUCUAAAGCCAUGACCCAUACUUGGCCUACAUGGAAGUGCUUGCUGUCCAAAUGUGAGGGACUAGAAUUAUUGUGAUUCCCAGCCAUCACAGCUUUGAAUUGAAGGAGAUAUAAAACAAAAAAAUAUGGAGAGCGCCAUCUUAAGUAAAAUUAAUGUACGUGAUUGUUUAGCUCAGGGGUGUCAAACUCAAGGCUCGCGGGCCAGGUCUGGGCCACGGGGUGCUUAGAUCUGGCCCGUGGGGCCGACCUGCAAAUAGCGAAGGACUGGCCCACGUUGCCUGUGUCAGCGAAAAUGGAGUUCCAUUUUCACUGGCAGGGGGUUGUAGGAGGCUGUCGCUGUUGAAAACGGAACUCAGGAGCCAGUUUUCGCUGGCAGAGCGCUCAGGCCACCACCGGCGCCCUCCAACACAAUGUUCAGCUGGCCACACCCACCCUUGCCAUGCCUCCCUGGCACCCUGAAGUCAGACACAACCCUGAUGUGGCCCUCCAUGAAAUCAAGUUUGACACCCCUGAUUUAGCUAGUAAAAUAUGUUGUUCUUACUCUCCUAGCCAAUGGUACACCCUUUCCUAAUGCUGGUGUGGAAAAUUGCCAGCAAAGCUACAGGGAGGAAUCAAGUGAGGGCUUAGCUUGGAGUCCUUGAGGAUUUGCAAGCACAUAAGCUUGACCUCCCCAAAGAUCCAUGAAGCCUUAUCUGGCUUUUCCCACAGGAAUACAUGCUGCUGGGUGAGAUUCUUGUAACAUAAGAGGUAGAUGAUAAAGUUACUGACUUUCAUUAUUCAUUAGUGGCUCGAGUUGGUUACACCUGACAGCUGAUAGUCUUUGUGUCGUGUCCCCCUCCCCCUCCGAUGACCAGGUCUGGGAAGUCUGUAUCAAGCAUGGCCACGAAGCCUCUGCAGCUUUGCCAAAUUCCUUUCAGAUUUCUCAGGGCAGGCAGGAAUCCAAGGUGUGACUUCAGCAAACCAGAUGAGACUUUGCUUGACUCAAGGAAUGCCAAAAAGCAGAUCCUUUAUAUAGGCUAUGGAGUGUGGCUCCAUGACUCAGCACUUAUCCAGGCCUGCCCCUCCCUUCCUUCUGCUGAUGUCGCCUCUCAGAUCUCCGGAAGCGAGGAUCCUCCCACUUUAGAUUGUCUUCUGCUGUUUGAGAAAGGGAGGGGUCAGAAGGAGUAGGUCCGGGUAAUUCCAAACCCUGGCUGACUUCCUCUGAUGGCUGCGUGUGAGUGAGGUUUGUUUGUUCAUUCCUGACAUCCCCUCUAGGCAUGAGGCCAGGGCUGGAGGCUGGAGGCAUGCCAGGCCAUUCCUCUUCAUUAUCAGACUCUGAAUGUGAUAUUAGGCCCGGCAGGAGGAGGGAGGGGCCUGGCUGAGGAGAGGAGGGAGGACGAGG